Messenger RNA from Daldinia decipiens, 1124 nucleotides. Its product is annotated as DUF829-domain-containing protein. Bases 212 to 1084 code for a protein of 290 amino acids. The transcript has a single exon. NCBI's taxonomy places the organism in Eukaryota, Fungi, Ascomycota, Sordariomycetes, Xylariales, Hypoxylaceae. The record is from RefSeq and is a predicted model, not a curated record.
GCUUGACAACACUCUACCCCUAUCCACACUGUUGAAUCACACUAACCAAAUCGGACUUGUUAUGUAUUGACGACUUGACUUCAAGUUUUGUAAUUCUUCCAAUAUUAUAUCUAAUUAUACUUAUCUAUUAUUUAUUUCGGUUGCAGCUUGUGAUUAUAUCUAUCCGUCAAUCUUAGUUUGUUCGUACUCAUCGACUUUCUCUUUUGUAGGCAUGGCAGGGAAGCAAAAGGGGCUACCGGGGUUUACACCUAUCUCCGAUUGGAUAUUCAUCCGCAAUGAAGAUUCAUCCGAAAGCACCGAGAAAGUACCAAGUGAUCACCCUACAACGAUUAUUAUAUACGGAUGGGGUGACGGUCACCCAAAGAAUGUCGCUAAAUAUGUCGAUGGCUACAAUAAGCUAUUCCCAGGAGCUCGCAUCUUGAUGGUGAUAUCAUCAACUUUUGCAGCUACAUAUCAGUCGCUUGACCAAAGGACGAAGGAUAUGAUGCCUGUUGUCGACACCGUGUUUCCUACUCCUGAUGAUGACUCGGCGAGAAUAAUUUUGCACAUCAUGUCUAAUACCGGCGGUAUUUAUGCUGCCGCAACAUUGAACGCCUACCAAGAGCGCCACGGAAAAGACAAGGCUCUUCCGCAUCAUCUAUGUAUAAACGAUUCUACCCCCGGCAGUCUUGACUUCGCCAAAGAAGUAGGACGGUGGUCGAAGGCAAUGGCAGUAGGAACGGCCAAAUGGUUCCCAUGGCCGUUUGCAGUAACGCAGCGGAUGUGGUGGACAUUCUUAUAUACAAUGUACCUCAUUGAGAAGGCCAUUGGAAGAGAGCCUUCCGGGGUCUAUAGCUCCAGGGUGUUCUUGGAUCACUCGAUAGCAACGCCUAAAGCUCCUAGAGCGUACCUGUACUCCAAGAAGGACGACAUUAUUUGGUGGGAAGACGUCGAAGCGCACGCAGAGGUAGCAAAGAAUAAGGGUUACAAGACGAUGUUGGAGAUGUUCGAUGACUCGCCACACGUCGGCCACAUGAGGGUGCAUCCUUCUCGAUAUUGGUCUACAAUAGAAGCCCAUUGGAAGACAACCAUGGCGUUAGAGUAAACCUUGAUUAUACCUAAUAGAUUCUGAACUACAAGUCUUG